GGGUUUUUUUUUUUUUAUUCUGGAGAAAGGCGGUUCCCAAAUAGCUUACUGUGUGAAAGUUUAUUUUACACAUAUAAAACAUUUACAGUUUUAUUUGUAGCAAGUGACGGGGUGGUUGCAAAAAAAAAAAAACUCGCAUCAGGGUCAAGACGCAGGCAGGAUCACCUGAAAUUUGAAAACGAAGCAUCAGUACUAACCGAAGCAAGCAGCUGCACUGUCAGGAAAGAUGGGGGACAAGGAGCUGAUGUGGUCCUUAAAAAAUGGAGAUCUUGAUGUGGUGAAAGAUUUUAUAGCCAAGGGUGAAGAUGUGAACAGGACACUGGAAGGGGGAAGGAAGCCACUACAUUACGCUGCAGACUGUGGACAGACUGAGAUGGUAGAGUUCCUCCUUUCUAAAGGAGCAGAUAUCAAUGCUCCUGACAAGCAUGGCAUUACUCCCCUCCUCUCGGCCACCUACGAGGGCCAUGUCACCUGUGUCAAGCUUCUUCUCUCCAAGGGUGCGGAUAAAGAAACGAAAGGACCUGAUGGGAUGAAAGCCUUUGAAGCAGCAGAGAGUGCAGAUAUCAAAGCUCUUCUAAAGUGAGAUGGAAAAGGAUGGAUUGAUGGAAAGCUAAAUGAUGAAUGCAUUUCCUUUGGCUUCGAGUUACUGCCUGCCUCUUCUCUCACUCUGUUGUCUGUUAUUGUCUCCUCCUCCAAUAAUGCAUCCCUUAAGGACCAUACUGAGGGACAGCGAAACAAAAACCAAACAUUUUCUAACAUACCAGAAAUGGUGCUUACUGUUGGUUUGCAAUUUUUAAAAAAAUGUAUCAUGAUAAUAAUAUUAAUAACCAACCAACGAAUCACCAAAGUUCACCUAAGUUGUAACAGUAAUAAAAACCAGAGCACUUCAACAUAAGGAAAGUAGUUGGUUAAGAAAAUACUGUUGGUACAGUAAAAUCACCUCAAUAAAAAAAAAACGUAAUCAUG
Molecule: messenger RNA, 966 nt
Organism: Polyodon spathula (Mississippi paddlefish)
Lineage: Eukaryota; Metazoa; Chordata; Actinopteri; Acipenseriformes; Polyodontidae
Product: myotrophin
Exons: 4
Coding region: 227-583 (118 amino acids)
Biological process (GO): regulation of barbed-end actin filament capping
Cellular component (GO): nucleus; cytoplasm
Molecular function (GO): protein binding
Source: RefSeq, a predicted model, not a curated record